UGAUCUGCUGCUUACUGCAGUUGUUUGACUGUGGCACAGGGCAGAGAAGAGCACUUCAGUCUCCGACUAACUGUGAUGGAAUAUGACAGUUUAUAAAAGCACGCGUGGAUUCACAAAGACGUCUGAAACACAGAGCCCCUGGGAGAGGGUCUGCAGUGUCUUGUGUGAUCAAAUCCCCAUCUGAUCACUUCCAUACAGAUGACCAGCCAUGGCCACAGCAUCAGACUCAGUGGAUGAUUCAGUGGAUGAAGUUGUGUCCAAACACACUCUGAAGAUACCACUGUGUAUUGUCCUGGUGACCAUCAUUAUACUGACUGCACUUGGAAACUUGCUUGUGAUGGUGGCUCUCUGUAAAGACAGACAGCUAAGGAAGAAGAAGACCAACUUCUUUAUCGUAUCACUGGCAUUCGCAGACUUUCUAGUUGCCCUCGUGGUGAUGCCCCUGGCAGCCAUAGAGUUGGUCACUGGUCAGUGGAGCUAUGGAGAGAUGUUCUGCUUGGUCCGGACCUCACUGGAUGUGCUGCUGACCACUGUUUCUAUACUGCAUCUGUGCUGCAUUGCCCUAGACAGGUACUAUGCGAUUUGCUGCCAGCCUCUGGUCUACACAAAUAAGAUGACGCCUGUGAGAGUCUCAUUGAUGCUGGUUGGAUGCUGGGUCAUCCCCAUUUUCAUCUCUUUUCUUCCCAUCAUGCAAAGUUGGAAUACCAUUGGAAUCGAGAGCUUUAUCGAGCAAAGAGAGUUCAACUCUUCCCAUAAUUCAACUUGUGUGUUCAUGGUGAACCGACCCUAUGCUCUGGUGUGUUCGGCCGUGGCCUUUUAUGUGCCGCUGGUGCUGAUGGUUCUCGCCUAUCAGAGAAUCUAUGUCACCGCUAUGGGACACGCUCGGCGAAUCGGCUCACUGCAUCGGGCCGGCUCGGCCCCUUCUUCGACUUACCCCAACCACGAUCAACAUGGUUCCAAUCGAAUUAAGAACGAAACUAAGGCGGCCAAGACACUGGCUGUCAUCAUGGGUUGCUUCUGUCUGUGCUGGGCGCCCUUCUUUAUCACCAAUGUGGUGGAUCCCUUCAUCAAUUACAGCGUGCCCUGGCAGAUGUGGACCGCUUGGCUCUGGUUGGGUUACAUCAACUCGGGCUUGAAUCCGUUCCUGUAUGCUUUUCUGAACCGGGCUUUUCGGCGAGCCUUCCUCAUGAUCCUGUGCUGUGGAAAUGAGCGCUAUGCCCGGCAGCGGGGCUUUAGUCCGAGCAGACAGCACUCAGAGUCUGUCAACGGAACCUCCAUUUCUCUCAGAUUGUCAUUUCUUCAAAACCGAAGGUACAGCAACAAUUCCAAUCGAUUUCUGUCAUGCGAGCUGGAAUCUCAGGAGUCUGCUGGUGCAUCAUAGCCAAGAGUUCAAGUGCCUGCAGAUGCAGCCUGAUGAGAACAUACUGACAACAGCCUAUAGAGGAAAUAUGUGUCAAAUCAAGAGACUUCAUUGCAGUUUCCUUUUGAUGAUAAGUAACAAAUCGCAAAGAUUGUUUAUAGGUCUAUUUUGAAAAACGUAUUGUGUAAGAAUGAUGUUAGCAUGCAAGUAUUUUAUCAGACAGCCUUAAUUCAUGAAUGCAACCAGAUAAAAUGUCCAGGAAUGUUCAAGGAGAUGGGUAAAGGUUUGGGUAAAAGCACAACAAAGGAAAAGAUGGCAAAGAAAAUACACUUUGAAAGAAUGAGUUCCCCUUAAAAUUUAAUUUGCUAAAUAUUAUUUUUUCACCCUCAGGCCCUCCAAGAAGACUUGCUCACAAAUGGAUCCUGUGCAGAAUGGGUGCCGCAAUAUGAGUCAAACAGCUGAUAAAAAUAACACAAUAAUCCACAAGUAAUGCAAGCGAAAAUCUGCCCGUUUAAAUAAACAAAUCCAUCAUCAUCACUUCUGACCAAAAACAUCCCUAAUAAUCAGAAAACAGUGCUUGGAUAGAGUACUUGUAUUGUAGCCCAGUGGUGUCAAAUUCAGUUCUUGGAAGGCUACAGGUCUUCAGAGUUUUGCUCCAACCCUAUUUAAACACACUUGAACCUGCUAAUCAGGGUCUUCCGGGAUUACUAGAAACUUCCAGCCAUGUGUUUUGGAGCUACAUUAAGCAGGACCCCGGUUCUCAGGACCAGAGUUUGACACAUGUUUUAGCUAGAAACAGCGGUUUAAAGUUAAAAACAUCUUAAGAUGGAUUUCUUUCUCACAAACAUGCAGCUUUUCACUUUACAAGAUGUGAACUGAUGGAUUGGAGUCGUGGAUUAUUGUGAUGUUUUUAUCAGCUGUUUGGGGUCUCAUUCUGAUGGCACCCAUUCACUGACAAGGAUCCAUUGAAGAGCAAGUGAUGUAAUGCUAAAUUUCUCAAAAUCUGAACAAACUAGUCUUAUCCUUCAGCUGUGUGGAGUUGUCAACGUACUGCUUGUCUUUAUGUAGAUGUUCUUAUCUUUCAAAUUAGGAGGAACAUUUCUUCUUCAGCUGUAAAGGCUAAAUGAUAAAUGUGUACUGCUCAUCAGACAGGUGCAAACGGCUUGUCAAUUAAGCAUGCAGUUAUUCUUGCAUCCAUUGAAUCUCAAAUGCUGAUUUUCAGACUAAGGAGUUGAUACUCCCUCUUUAUUCAUCAGUGUAUUUAUGUUGUACAUGUACAGUUUUGACUUCUUUGAAAAGAAGCAGUGGCUUGUCACUGUGUGACAUUUGUACUUUUAUUGUAUCAUGGUGUAAUCAAACAUAAUUUAAUGUACAGUGUAUCUGGACGAAGAAUCUAAAAAAAAUGUUGUUAAAAGUUUCAUAAAACUACAUAAGAACUA
Carassius gibelio (silver crucian carp) is the source of this 2799-nucleotide messenger RNA. RefSeq names its product 5-hydroxytryptamine receptor 4. Gene Ontology annotation, cellular component: plasma membrane. Bases 209 to 1381 code for a protein of 390 amino acids. Gene Ontology annotation, biological process: chemical synaptic transmission; regulation of appetite; adenylate cyclase-activating adrenergic receptor signaling pathway. Gene Ontology annotation, molecular function: G protein-coupled serotonin receptor activity. The record is from RefSeq and is a predicted model, not a curated record. The transcript is spliced from 7 exons. NCBI's taxonomy places the organism in Eukaryota, Metazoa, Chordata, Actinopteri, Cypriniformes, Cyprinidae.